Messenger RNA from Homalodisca vitripennis (glassy-winged sharpshooter), 6352 nucleotides. RefSeq names its product endophilin-A (gene EndoA). Gene Ontology annotation, molecular function: protein binding. The record is from RefSeq and is a predicted model, not a curated record. Gene Ontology annotation, biological process: synaptic vesicle uncoating. The transcript is spliced from 11 exons. The coding region runs from base 46 to 1278 and encodes 410 amino acids. Lineage: Eukaryota; Metazoa; Arthropoda; Insecta; Hemiptera; Cicadellidae. Gene Ontology annotation, cellular component: cytoplasm; glutamatergic synapse; presynapse.
UGAUACUCUUGGUUAUUGACAGUUGUGUGUCUUGUGUUUCAGUACAUGACGGAGAAGAUGGGGGGCGCGGAGGGCACCAAAUUGGACCUCGAGUUCGUCGACAUGGAAAGGAAAACAGAUGUCACAUUCGAACUGGUGGAUGAGGUUCAGAUUAAAACCAAAGAAUUCCUGCAACCGAAUCCGACAGCGAGAGCCAAGAUGGCUGCUGUGAAGGGCAUCAGCAAACUGAGCGGGCAAGCAAAGGCUUCCACCUAUCCUCAGAGCGAAGGUGUGCUGGGAGAGUGUAUGGUGAUGUAUGGCAAGAAACUGGGUGACGACAGUAUCUUCGGACAAUCACUGUUGGAGUUUGGCGAAGGGAUGAAGCAGAUGGCUGAUGUCAAGUAUUCUCUGGACGACAAUGUCAAGCAGAACUUCCUAGAGCCUCUUCACCACUUGCAAACAAAGGACCUCAAAGAAGUCAUGCAUCAUCGAAAGAAGCUGCAAGGCCGACGGCUGGACUUUGACUGCAAAAGGCGAAGACAGGCUAAAGUGAAGGGCGCUACUAGCCCCUACAACAGCCCCGCCAGGUCUCAGGGUGGCGUUGUCGAUGACGAGAUACGGCAGGCUGAGGAGAAGUUUGCAGAGUCACUCCACCUCGCACAGAUGGGAAUGUUCAAUUUGCUGGAGAACGAUGUUGAACAGAUCUCUCAAAUGACAUCUUUUGCCGAAGCCCUUUACGAGUACCAUCAGCAGUGCACGGAAAUAAUGAGGACUGUCGUGGAGAACCUACAGGAGAAGAAGGUGGAGGCAGCCAACCGGCCGAAAGUGGAGUUUGUGCCGAAGACGCUGGCAGAUCUGCAUGUUGAGGGGAUCUCGGAGAAUAUGAACGGUGGGAGCAUUUUCCACACUGGCAACAGCCACACGUUCAGCCAAGAGCGAGACGACCCAUUUGACCCCUGGAGUGCCAAACCGGCCAGAGGCACAUCCCAAGCGAACUCUCCGACACACAAGCCGAACCAGCUGGAACUGAUAACAAAUGCCCAGCCUCGCUCCACCAACGUGUCCCCGAUGACAUCGCCAGUGAAGAGCUCACCCGCACGAACCCCGGCCAUGAGGGGACCCUGUUGUACGGCAUUGUACGACUUCGAUCCAGAGAACCCGGGUGAACUUGGAUUCAAGGAGGGAGACACGAUAGCUCUACUGAACAAGAUCGACGAGAACUGGUUCGAGGGCAGUGUGAACGGUCGAACCGGCUACUUCCCCAUCACUUACGUGCAGGUCGUGACGCCGCUGCCGUAAACAACAUGGCCAACACUCGCUUCCGUCGUCACUGCGUCAUCAUUCCUCACCACCUUACCAGCUCCCUCUGUAGGCAUCUUUUUAGUCAUUUAAGGUAGUUUUCAUUGUUAAAAAACCAAACUAAUCGUUUUGAUCAAUUGUUAUUAAUUUUGUAUUGCACUGUUACGAUUACAAACUGUUUUAAAAUGAAUGUAUUUUCUAUUUAAUAACAUUUUAGUUAUCUAAUGCUGAUUACCAUGUCUCAAUGAGUGAGAAGACUCGAUUGCUAAAUUAUUCUAUAAUAGAUUGGGCGUGAUGUGUUUUCAAAAUUACCUCUGAGAAUCUUAUUGCUAUAUUAGUUCACACAUAUAAUCAGUAUUUAUUUAUUUAACCUUGAAUCAUCAUGGUUUCAAGGAAAAUCUGCUGAAACACAGCAACAGCUUUUAACAACUAUAAAUUUGUCCCAAAUUGAGAUUAUUUUUAAAACACAUUAUAUUAGUUCAGUAUCAAUAGUUGUCUCACUCAUUCAUGCAUACUUUAUUUUCUAUUUCUUAGUCUACUUUUAACUAUUAUUAAGAUUUUUGUCUUAUUUACUUUUGUUAUUAUGAACAUUCUAUUACAAAAUGUUUACGAAUAAUAUAUUGAAAUAAUAUACAUUUCUUUAAAUUUUGUUUUUGUUCUUGAGUCUUGUGUAUCUGAGUGCAAACCAAAGUUGUUAAAAGUAUUUUUCAAAUACUAUAUUGUCCAACAGUGACGUAUAAUAAAACAAAUGUAUUCAUGUUUUAUCAUAAUUCGUUUUUACAUUGUGCUGGUUUCAUGUCUUUUUGUUUUAUUGUAUCCCUUAUUUAUUUUGGUUCUAAAAUUACUGUUAAGGGUAUUUGUAAAAAUAAUUAAGCCGUAAAUAAUUGGGGCUAGUCUGUUCUAAGUUCAGUAAAUUAGGAAGCUGUUUAGUACUGCACUUUUUUACAGCGUUGUAUAUUUUCAGUAUAAAUAAAGGAAGCCAUAUUAAUUUUGAAUAUUAGUGUUUCAAUACCUUUAGAAUGAUGCACAGUUGAAUUUGUUAAGUGUUAUAAAACAAUGUGAUAUUUUUGUCGGCAUAAGUCAACGACAGCAGUGAUGGCUGAACCGUAACUCUAACCACAACUGUGACCGUGAACCGUUGACUAGCAGGUUGCGUACGGCACACUUAGCUCGUUAGACGCUGUUUCGUUACGUCCCUGCAGCCAUUGUACAUAAUGUAUGUAGAUUACCAUGAGUUUCUUUCAGAUCAACGUAUCAUUUAGUAAAUGUUAAGACUGUGUUAUAUAUCUUUUGUAUUACAUGUAAAUUUUCCGUUACGAGUAGUCGAUGUAUGGAGGGGGAACUAGGAGCUUUUCAAAAUUUUUGUUUCCCUACAAUAUAUGACAGUUUUAAUUUUUUUUAAUAGUCUCAUAGUGUAUUGUUCAGAAGUAAAUUAUAUAACGGAGGUUUGUAUUAUAUAAAAGUUUAUAUUAUUUUUACUGUAAUUAGCUUGAUAUUGUUAGUUUAUAAAUUACAUAUUUUAAUUAUAAAAAUUAUACAUAGAUCACAAAAUGUAUCAACUGACAUUUUUUAACUUAACUUUACAAAUUACAUAUUUCUGUGUUUUAUAUUAUACCAUAUUUUUAUUUUCUACAUAAUAUUAUGGAUUGUGAUAGUAAUAAAACUUAACAAUGUUCGAGUUGUUUUAACUUCCAUUCAAAUGUUAUAACUAAGAUUCCUCCUCUAUUCAGAAAAGUAUAUUUUACUAGUUACGUUUAGUUUUUAGCUUAGAAGAUAUUUCUAACGUAAUCAUAUGAAAAACUUGAGAUUUUGCCAUAUUGGAUUCAAAGCCUGGAUAAAUAUAUUUAGCCAUCAACUGUUAACUUUUACCAGAUAUUUAUCUUGUUGUUGCAUUUCAUCUUCAUACUUACAUUAAAAGGGUGUUUCACUUUCAGAUAACUUAAAAAUCAGAACUUUUUAAUACUAUUGCAAAUUACUCGAUUAAAGCCUAAUACUGAAUAAAUGGUGUAUUUUUAGAGUAAUUUUUUUCAGUUUUGCUGAAGAAUUAAAUUUAUUUAUUGAAACUUUACCACACUUGUAAUUACAGAAUUACUAUUGAUUACUUUUUACAAUUGCAGAAUUCAGAAAAUAAUUCUUUUUGGGCUAUGAAAGGCUGUUUCCAAAAGGUAUAGAACAUUUUGAGUUCUGUGUUCUCUUGAAUAUAUGAGACAAUAAGAAAGUGCAGCACCCUUGUUUGUAAAACUGUGUUCAAAUAACUAGAGUCAUUAUUAUCCUCGUCUGCAUUGUUAAAUAUCCAUACAUCUUCUGUGCUGAAAUGUUCUCUUAUCUUUUAUUGUUUUGUUCUGGUAAAACAAAUAAUCUCUGUAACUCAUUUUUUAAUACCAUCCUGUGAUGAAGAAGAUGAUUCAUAAGCAAGUGCAUUAGUGUGGUAAAGGGAAAGACUUUAAAACAGUUUAAACUGCAAUUUAUUACAUACCGUACUUUGAAGUUAUAAUGCUGCACUAAGCACUCUGUAUAAUCAUUUGUAAAAAACAUUGUGUUCUUCAGUUAUUUAACUUUUUCAAAAUUUGUUUUAGAUGUUAAUCUGAAAUGAUUGAGUAAAUAAGAGAAAAUUCUUUUUCAAAAGUAGCAAUUUUAGCACAGGAGACACUGAAGACGCCUGCAUGCGUGAUGAAGCGUGUAUGUUCCUGUCCCAGCAUGUGUACUGUCGACACGUUUGAUCACGCUAUACUUGACAAUACUCCCCAGCCAGACAAUAUUUGACUGUUUGGUGUCUGUGCCUCCUCCCUUUCCCCUUCACCUGCUAGAAUGUGCGUAAUAGAUGUACUCUCCUCUCACCAAUUGUGCGUUGUCUUUCAGCUGGAAUGUCCGCUAAAAGUGCUGUCAGUUUUCAAGUAUGUGGAACGAGAAUCCUGUAUUGUAUUUUCAAAACAUCACCAAUUUUUCUGUACAGUUCACAUGGUAAUUUGUUCGUGUUUUUGUUGGCUGUAAACAAAAUUGUAAUGUAAAAUACGGAGUGGAGUUUCCAGCCUAUUUAAUAUAAAGGCUAUACAGUAGCAUUAAUAAUCUGGAUCAAUUGGCACCUAAUCCUGUUGGGAUUUUUGAAAUGUCUGAAUUAGCUAAAUGAACUAAAAAAGAGGUAAUGACAAAGAGCUAAUGAAAAGUUAGGUGUAAUCAAUCAUAAUCACCCUGUUAUUUAUGAAAGUAGAGCUGAUAAAUAAAACUAUUCAUUAAUAUAUUAAUAAGCUUUAAAUGUGUAACUUACUGAAAAAAUAACUAUUUAACUUGGAAAAAUAACAUGUUUUUGGUAAAUCUGAACAAGUCUUGUAACAGAUUUGUUUACUGAAAAAUAUCAGUACUUUUUCUGUAUUACCUUAUUCAUCAGGUUUUAUAGACAUUCCACUAAGUUAGAUGUUGUAAAGUAAAACCUGUAUAUGUACAGUAAUGCACAGAAAUGGAGAUUUGACAGCCUUUUAUCCGACUCAAAAAACUAUGUCGCUGGAGAUUGAUGUCUUACUUUUGGAUAAAUUUUCGAAUGUUUAAAUUUUGAUAAACAUGAUGGACUGUGCAAAAAUGAACAGUGUGAAAGGUUUUAUAUUUCUACAGUCAAUACGAAUAACACUAUGUGUAUUUAAUAUUUUAAGACUACAAAGCUACGUCCCAACAACGGACAGAUAGGUUAAGAUACAUUAGAGAAGCUUAUCACCUAUAUCAGCUUUCCUCGGCAGUCAUUGUACGUAGCUUUGGUUGAUAUUAGUGUGUGUGAGGGUCGUUUGAAUUGAAAACCAGUGUAUGCUUUAUAAAUGAUAUAAAAUAAUAUAUAUAUAUAUAACGUGUAAAUAUGUCAUUAGAUGUUGAUUGCCUCCAAUUUUUGUGUAUAUUGAGUUUUCAAUUAAACAAUAGUAGUAUUGAGAUAUUAUACAUUUUUAGAAUUAAUGUUGUAAUUUUUUUAAGCUCUAGAUGUAAAUUGGUAAAGUUAUUUUUUAUUUCAUUUAGUACUGCAUGUUUGUGAUUGUUUAUAAAUUGAUAGUUGUUUUCUUUUGUUCAUAACUUAAUUUUAACUUCUUUAAAACAAUGUCAAUGAAAGAAAGCAAUUUAACUUUUAUAUGCCUUCUGUAACAUACAAAAUUGUAUUUUGUAAUUACUGUUAGUAAAGAAUUUGCGAUUAAAUAAAAACUAAACUAUGUUGAGAAAGAUAGAAUAUAUUUUUAAAGAAAGGGAAACCCAGACAUGCUAGUAAGAAUUUGAUCACAUUUGAUUUUUUUUCAUAAACAAUUAAAGAUUUUCUAAAUUUAAAAAUCUGUUAAUUGUAAAAUUUGACUUGUUAAAAAAUGUUUGUUAUUGUUGUAGUUUAGAUAUCAUCUUAGUGUGAUGAUUCAUCUGUUCUAUUUUUUUCAAAUUAACCAUGUAACGGCAGCUCUGAACUAAAAGUCUAGUUAUUUAAGAUAGUUUAAAAAGCAAAAACGAACUCUCUUGAAAAAAUACAGUUCAAACUGGUAUUGAAACUGUGCAAAACCUAUUAAACUUGCCAAGUAAACACAGAAAUAUUGGUGCUUUAUACAUAUAUUUGAUAAUGAAUGAUUCCCAUUGUAUCCACUAGUGCUAAAAAGUAACGGAGUUUCACGUACUAUAUUUUUACCGUAAUAUUGUUAUUUUAUUGGUUUUAAUUGCUUAUAAGUUUAAGUUAGUUAAAAAUUAUAGAAAAAGUGAGAACAGUAUUAUCAAACUUUCCAUGGAAGGUGCUUAGCUAACCAGUAGACCAGUGCAGUAAAGAAUUAGAGACAAAAUAUCAGAUCAAGCAAUAAAUUUUACAUUAUAUUUGAUUGAUUUUAAAUGAGUGUCAGAUUUUCUUUAUUAUACUGCAUGCCUGUGUGCUACUCGAAUCUAUAUCUGUUAACUCUUCAUAAAGUCUGUAUCUGUUAAAAAAAUUAAAGUAAAAUAUAUAUAAAAAAAACUUGAAUUGUUGUUACCUAUCUCCUAGUUACCCAUUAAGUUGUGUAGCCAUUCUACGUAAGCCCUCCUUACCUUAACAGUUGUACAUUAUGAAAGAAACAAUAAUUAUAUGAUAAUUGUA